GCCGGCUGCCACGGGGCCGCGAUGGACGCCGAGGCGCUGCUGCUGUCGCUGGAGCUGGCGUCGGGCAGCGGGCUGGGGCUGAGCCCCGAGCGGAGGGCAGCGCUGCUCACCUCCCUGCUGCUCCUCCGCCGCGACUACCGCUACCAGCGCGUCCUCUUCUGGGGCCGCAUCCUCGGCCUCACCGCCGACUACUACAUCGCCCAGGGCCUCGGCCCGGACCAGCUCGGGGAACGCAAGACUCUCUACAGUUUGAACUGCAUGGAGUGGUGCCUCCUGCCACCAGCCACGGAGAAAGUUGUGACUCAGACGUCCGUGGUGAAGGGGCGUUUCAUGGGGGACCCCUCGCACGAAUACGACCACACCGAGGUGCAGAAGGUGGAAGAGGGGGACAAGACAUAUGAGGAGGAAGUCGUGAUCCAGAUCAAAGAGGAGGCUCGGUUGGUGGCCACCAUCGACCAGAUUGACAAGGCCGUGGCCAUCGUCCCUCGCGGGGCCUUAGUCAAGACCCCCCUUGGGCCUGUUCACGUCAACAGAAGCUUUGAAGGACUGUCCGUGUCGGAGGCCAAGAAGCUGAGCUCCUACUUCCACUUCAAGGAGCCCGUCAACCUGAAGACCAAGACUCUGCUCGAGAGGGCCGACCUGGACCCCGCCGUCGACUUCCUGGAUUCCCUGGAACACGACGUUCCCAAAGGCUCCUGGAGCAUCCAGAUGGAAAGGGGCAACUCGCUGCUGGUGCUGCGGAGCCUGCUCUGGCCAGGCCUGACCUUCUUCCACGUCCCCCAGACCAAGAACUACGGCUACUUCUACGUGGGCACGGGAGAGAAAAAUAUGGAUCUGCCCUUCAUGCUGUGAGCCGGGCUGGGGCAGGCCGAGAGAUGACGACUGAUGAUGUCUUCUUCUAUAAACCCAGGUGAAUUCUCA
This is a messenger RNA of Tachyglossus aculeatus (Australian echidna), 921 nucleotides long. RefSeq names its product radial spoke head component 9 (gene RSPH9). The coding region runs from base 22 to 852 and encodes 276 amino acids. NCBI's taxonomy places the organism in Eukaryota, Metazoa, Chordata, Mammalia, Monotremata, Tachyglossidae. The record is from RefSeq and is a predicted model, not a curated record. Gene Ontology annotation, cellular component: axoneme; radial spoke. Gene Ontology annotation, biological process: axoneme assembly; motile cilium assembly; cilium movement involved in cell motility. The transcript is spliced from 5 exons.